Ectocarpus siliculosus is the source of this 2687-nucleotide messenger RNA. NCBI's taxonomy places the organism in Eukaryota, Phaeophyceae, Ectocarpales, Ectocarpaceae. The record is from the annotation of a GenBank genome assembly.
AUGCCUCAUGGGAAAAGUAACCCGAAGCGUGGACAAGAGUCUCUUGGAAAAGCGCUCCAGCGACGCCGUGCGCAAGAGCAAGCUGCGGCUGCCAGCGCGUCGUCGUACGAUGUGGACGGCAGCAAGGCUCGCGGCAAGAUGACCUCGGUGCUGGAGGCCAGCAACCUCGACGACUUCAUCUCCUCCGCCAUGAUGUCGGAGCGAGCCUUCGAGUCCCACAAGGAGAACACGGUCGUGCUCGGGCCCGACGGCUUGGAGAUGAGCCUGGACGAGAACGGCGAGAUCGACGCCGCCGCCGGGGGCGGGAAGGACCCCGGCACGGACGAGUUCGACUUCGAGCACAUGAACAUCCCGAGACGCCCGGCUUGGACCGCGGGCAUGACCGCCGAGGAUCUAGACUACCAGGAGAGGAAGUCCUUUCUCGAGUGGCGGAGAGGAAUUGCCAACGCCGAGGAGAAGAACGGUGACAUGAAGGUCACGCCAUUCGAGAAGAACUUGGAGGUGUGGCGACAGCUUUGGCGCGUCAUCGAACGGAGCGACCUCGUCUGCCAGCUGGUCGAUGCCCGCAACCCGCUCUUCUACUACUCCACCGAUCUCGAGGCCUACGCGAGGGAGAUCGCGCCACCGAAGCCCACCGUGGUUGUGGUGAACAAGGCCGACUACCUGAGCCGAGCGCAGCAGAGGGAGUGGGCGCGGCACUUCAACGGGCGAGGGGUCGCGGUGCUGUUCUUCUCCGCCCGACAGCAGCAAGAGCAGCUCAACCGGGAGGCCAGAGAAGAGAGGGACAUUGCUGAGGGCGGACCGGGCGCCGGUGCUCCUGCCCCGGAUGCCUAUGACUCUGAGGACGGCGAUGACGAUACUGAUGACGAUUUUGAGGCAGACACAGAGGGGGAUGGGGAAGAGGAGGAGGAAGUUGGGCGAUCGGAUGCGUCAUCCGCUUCGGGGGUAGCGAAAAAAGGCCAUGCAGGCGGGGGGAAAGGCGCGACUUCUUCGGCGGGGCGCCGAGGGAGCGGGGCCGGCGCAAGCAAGGGGGACAAUUCGCUGCGGGUGCUGAGCAGACUUGAAAUGUGCGUCGAGCUCGAACGGCUUGCGAGGACUCUUGGGGCGCCGGACCCUUCGCGAAACGGCGGGCGUGCCUGCGUCGGAAUGGUCGGGUUCCCCAACGUGGGGAAGAGCAGCCUGAUCAACGUCAUGGUCGGGGCGACGCCGCUGUCGCACGGCGGCGUGCGGGUCAGCGUCGGCGCCACCCCGGGCAAGACGAAGCACUUUCAGACGCUGGUGCUCAGCGACAGCCUCAUGCUGUGCGAUUGUCCGGGUCUCGUGUUUCCAAGUUUCGUUAGCAGCACGGCCGAAAUGAUUUGUGCUGGAGUAUUGCCCAUCAUGCAGAUGCGGAACGUCAUGCCCCCCAUGGCCCUCAUCGCGCGACGAAUACCUCGGCACAUCCUCGAGAUCACCUACACCAUCAAGCUCCCGGUCCUCCCGGGGGACGUCAAGGAUACCGCGGGAAACGCCAUGCUCUCGCCGCAGCAGCUCCUAGAGUCGUACUGCCAGGCUAGAGGACUGUUCCGCGCGCGCGCCCUCGGGGAGUCAGACAUGCCGCGCGCGGCGAGGCAGAUCCUCAAGGACUUCACGGAUGGACGGCUCUUGUUUUGCCAUCCGCCUGCCGACCUGGAGCCAGAGGCCAUCACCCGGUUCCUCAAGGAGACCGACAAGACGGCUCUCAAAACCACCAAGCUCGCCGCGAAGCUCGCCUUGCAGCUGAGCAAGGCCGAGGCAAAGGCGAGCGCGGGAGGCGCGGCCGUCGCGUCCGCCGAAGCAGCGUCUCUCCAGCAGCCAGAAAACAUUGACCUCAUGGCAGAGGUUCUGGAGAAGAGGGCGGCGGUAGCAGCGCGCGAAGCCGAGCUAGGUCUUACGGUCGGCGCGGGUGGCAGGGGCGGGAAGUUGACCAAGAGGGAGAUGGGACUCCUGCGGUGGGGCAAGAAAGACCGCAAGGUUGGCAACAAAGACCCGUACGGCAACCCCGACGUGGAGACCGCGGCGUCGCUCGGACCGGUAGGGGCGAGGGUAGCCGGGGGGGGCAAGAAGGGGCGCAGGGGCAAGAAGAGAGACGGCUUUGUCCGGAAUACGAUGCCGCACCACCAGACGUACUCCGGGCCUGCUGUAUGACUGACGCAUGUUUGACGCAUGCGCACGGAGUGGUGGACGGAGGCCCUUUGUCUAUGCGUUGGUUAUAGGCUCGUGAGGGAGUAUUACUACUCCUGGUGAGAGAAAAAAAAACAAUUUUUCGGUGUGCCCAGCUUCGUCUGUACAUGUUGUGUUUUUUUGCCUCUCGUUGGUAUAAACGUUGUACAGAGUGCUGAUGUGCCCGGACGUUUGACAUUGCGGGGGUAGAACAUUUGCUUGUAGUUCGCACUUCACAUACUAGUACAUCAUGGUCUGUACGCGGAGAGCUACAACUCGUGACAAAAAGAGGCGAAGGAUGGACCCGUUACCCGUGAGUAGGACGGGCGUUGUUGGCUCACGAGUGAAGUUUGCUCUGCUGUUUUGUAGGGUCGUCUUGCGGCCACUAAAUAGGCAAGACUCGGGCCGAGAGGACGCUAUUGGUGUGCGAGUGCGAGGGUCAAUCGUGCGGUGAGGAGGAGAUCAUGCGUUGGUCUUGAGCGAUCAUGUCGAGCAUGAAUGUUGCU